This is a messenger RNA of Xyrichtys novacula (pearly razorfish), 18149 nucleotides long. Lineage: Eukaryota; Metazoa; Chordata; Actinopteri; Labriformes; Labridae. The record is from the annotation of a GenBank genome assembly.
UGAGGGAAUCACUGAUAGUUUAUUGCUCUGUGAUGUAAAACACAGGAUUCCCAAGGGAAGCCUCUAAGAAUGGAAGGGGGAAUGAACGGCAUAACACAUAUUACAAAACAGAUGGUAAAUAAAGAGCUAGAAAGUGUAACAUUAUUGAAGUUGGAGAAAGUCAAACGUGUAAAAUUUCUAUUCCUAAUGCCAUUAAGAAAACCAACAUAAUGUUGUGCUGUCAGUGUUAUGGGAGAAGUUGCAAAGUGCUCAUCCAUUCCAAUGACCUCGGGCCUUUGCAUUCUUGUGCACUUAAUCUGUGUCCAGGUGACGUCAAUCAAGUAUUUUUUAAAAUGUGGUAAUUGUUUCUGAGAAUUAUAAAAGAUUUACACAAACAUAAAAAGUGUUUUGCUCAUACAAAUAUUUUCUAUUUUUUCUGCAGUUUCAUCAAUUACUUCAGUGAAUAAGUAUCCAGUCAGUGAUUUUCCAUUUGUGAUUUUUUCAUUUUUAUCUAUUUUGUUUUAAGAUCAUUAUUCAUCCAGACUAGGAUGGCUUUUUUGGGGGGCAGCUACUGUAUGUGGUAAUUUGGCCAGUUUGGUAAUGCUAGUCCUCCAGAUAGUUUAUUCUUUUUUAAGUGUUGUGAAUCUAAUACAAUCAUUUUAACUGUAUCAAAUAAAAGUGUGUUAUAAUUUUUUCCAUGUAGUGAAGUUGUUGAAAUAGUUUCAGUUCCUCCUGGUGUGGAUAAUGGUAUCAAUGAUCAGCUGUUAAAUCCCUCUUUGGUAUCAUUUUCCAGUGUUCAAUAAUCAUAUUACACCACAAGGUAUUUUAUUUUGCGACUGAAUGCUGUGCGUUUUUGGUCGGCCAUAUACAAUUGCUGCUGAUUUACUCGUAUUUAAGUUAUACUCAGCAUUACAACAUAGAAGGACACAACAACCAAGUAAUCUACACAAGUAUUUUAUGGUAAAUCAAAAAAAGGCAAGAGGCAGAAUACAAUACGUUUUUAUGCUAAGACUGAAGCACUGAUAGGACUGUUUAAUGAGCUGCUGUACAGCCUAAAAUGUCAAAAUGAAAGGUAAUUUUUCAAAACCAAUGUUUUGGGUUUUUUUUUACAUUCUGUAAAUAAUGGAUAAAAAUGCGCCUAUAAAUAAAUUAAAUAUAUAUGAGUGACUCGCUUCUCCACCAUCUUUUUGGUAUCACUGCCUUGUUUAUGCUGAGCCAUGAAACACAGGUCAGAUUAAAGUGUGGAGUACCGUCAUCCGUCGCUAGAUGGCGAAAAAAGACACAACUGAUACUGGCGUGUGUGAGACUACGAGCAGGGGCUGGCCUUGACGGAGGAGGGCCGUCGUGCUUAUUUCCAGUUUCUUUGUACAUCCACACAGUAGAGCACGAUAAACCACGCCGCUGUGACAACGCGGACCCCUCGUGGCUGAUUCCGGCCGGUAUCAGACCACAAACUUCCCUGACCAGCAGAGAGGACGAGCAGACCACAGACAGGGUGACUGUGGUCAAAGAGGCUAACUAACCUUGUGUCUCCCGAGUGAGGCUGAAGAUAAAGGAAAGUUCACAACGAUGUCAGGCUUAAAAAAGAGGAACUCAAAUUCUUCUGUUGACAGAGAGGAGGACAAGCAGGCUACAGAAAGGAUGCUCUCCCCGUCAGGCGGCGGGGAAAAGGGGGACUCAGACCAAGGUGGAGGACCAGGAAGCGGCGACAAGAGCCCGGGGAACGCCACUGGAGGAGAGGGGGGUGGCGUUGUGGUCCUAAAAAGAAACAUUACUCUAUUCAACGGCGUGGCAAUCAUCGUGGGCACGAUUAUAGGUUCCGGCAUCUUUGUUACACCGACUGGCGUGGUGAAGGAGGCAGGCUCGGUGGGUCUUUCUCUCGUUGUAUGGGCGGUGUGCGGAGUGUUCUCCACCGUGGGGGCUCUCUGUUACGCCGAGCUAGGGACAACUAUCACCAAGUCCGGUGGGGACUAUGCCUACAUCCUGGAGGUGUACGGCUCAUUGGUAGCUUUUCUCAAACUCUGGAUCGAGUUACUCAUCAUCCGACCGUCCUCGCAGUACAUCGUCGCCUACGUUUUUGCCACCUACCUCCUGAAGCCCCUGUUCCCCGUAUGCCCGGUGCCAGAGAACGGGGCCAAGGUCGUGGCCUGCCUCUGCAUCCGUGAGUAUCCGGGCCAAGCGAAGCUGACCAGUGCCUAAAGGGAUGAUGCGUUUUCAGUCAUUGAAAAGCGCCUGAUCUAGAUUGGUUGAAGUUGGUGUCGUGUGCUUUUGUGUUCUUCUGAAGUGAUAAAACGCUUGUGUGACAGACAGAAAAGUUGACAUGAGAAGCCUCUUGGUGAUACUUGCUGAGCACGUGUGAUGUCUGAUGGUAAAAGGCGCCCAGCCUCACAGUGGCGUAAAAUCCAGCAAUAUUACAUCAGCUCUAAUGAUGGUGAAAGAUGCACUCCCUCAUCACUGGCUAAUUACCCCAUUAACAAAUAUUAUUCAUCUACAUUCACUUUAAAAUUUCCUUUACAGUUUGCCCAAUUAUAAUAAUAACAAUUAUGAUAAUUAAAAUGAUAAUUUAUUAUUUAUCUACAUUUAUGUUUGACUUUGAAUGUGAAAAUUAACCCUGCUUGGUGCAGAAGUUUAUAGCUGCCAGUGAAAUUAAUAAUAUUCAGAAAAUAAUUAAAAUUUAUAAUGUUUGGUUACAUUUAUACAUGUGCACCUAUGUUUACAUUCAUUUGUGAACCAUUUACACGUACUGUAAACUACCAUUUUUCAUAACUAUUUGUGUUGUGUGAAGUUCAUGUAACCUGGUACCAUGCAGAGGAGUGCUACAUUGCUGACAAUUACAUUCAGCCCUAAAAUGAUCAAAUAUGUAAGCAUGUUCCCAAACAUAGUGUGUGAUGUUUUGGAGUGAUGGAAUCUUACAGAGAUUAUCUCUGGAUUAUUUGCCACUUGAACAUUUUCGCACCAGUCUGGUUCAAGAUGUUUUAUUUGACCACAAGGGAAGCAAGUAACCCUGGUAUCUAAUCUCCAGAUGGAUUGAAGGCUAAAUCCCCACUGAGACCACAUGACAAAGCCGUGCACCAAGAGGCUUGCCUGUUUGUUUCAUGAGGGUUGCUUGCUUCAGUGUGUGAGUGCAUGUCUAUAGUCUAGGUGGAGGGUUAGUCCGGGCUAACUUUGGGGCCAUGAGCCAAAUGUACGCACACGCAUGCACACAUACACACACAUACACGCACGUCUAGCCAUUCAAAGGUAUCUGUUUGUUCUUUGAAUUAUUGUAGCAUUUGAUCAUACUAUGUUGGACCAUGAACAGUCAAGAUUAUGUAAAUGUGUAGAUGUGGACACGUAUGCCAAAGCAUUAAUGACCCACGUCUUCACAAAUCAGGGUACAUUUCAAUACAAAUUACUCUGUGUGUCUAGGUGUAAAUUAAUGUAGGACCAGCCUCCCACUGUACUUUUGGCCCCCUCUCUUUGUCUUGGUCUCUUAAACACAGAGUCUCAUUGUGCUCUGUCUCCUCUCUCUGUUGUGGCCGUGACCUGAUUUAGGAGCUUUGAAAAGAACCUGCUGCCUUACUUAAUCACUCCUAAUGGCAACCAGGGUGAGGGGCUGUUCCAACAACCCAGGAAUUUGUACAUGUGUAUUUAGCAGGGGAUGGUUACCAUUGUUGUACAUGUUUGAGAAGAAAAGGUGAAUAUUACAGUGUUACGAUUUUACAACAUCAUUUAGCAUAUGUGUUUGUCCAAUUCAACAUAUAUUUGAGAGCAAGAUCUAGACAGAAGGAAACAACAUGAGUAAGUGCCAAAAACUGCUAUAAGAGCAAAAAAAAGUUAUUAUCAUUAUAUGGAAAAGGUAGGGAGGGACUUUGCAAAUCUGUAGAUCUGUCAGAGUUUGGUAAUUUAUUGAUGUGAUGGGAGCACCAGGCACCCUUAUAUUGGCAGGAGGGAGUGUCGACCUGCAUGAGGGACUGGCGGUAGGCAGGAGCUGAUUUAGUUGCAGUAUUGUAGGGAAAAAGUAGGGCUUUAUGUUUGAUAGGGCUGCUACUAGACGCCAGUGCAGAGAGAUGAACAGCGGACUGACAUGUGCUCCUCUGGGUUAGUUAAAAACCAAGAGUUGCUGUAGUCAGUGUGUGAUAUUACUAGAGCCUGUACCAGGAGCUUUACCGUGAGCUCUGUGAGGUAGGGUUUAAUCCUCUCGAUGUCAGAGAGGGCGAAUCAGCAGGACUGAGCACAUGAGGCGGCAUGAACCUGAAAGGUUAGCUGGUCGUCAAUCAUGACAGGCAGAGCAGAUUUAGUGAACACAGAAGCUCAGUUUGAACAGGUUGGGCUGUAGUAGGUCUUCCUACAUCUGUUUAGAAAUGCUGCUGAAACAUGGUAAAAUUCAGGCUGAGGCAGCAGUGUUAUCAGGAGGGAGCUGCUGGGUCUCAUCUGCACCGUAGUCAUGUGAGAAUCCAUGAGAUCAGAUGGUUGCACCAAGUAAUAUCUACAUCUUUUGUCUACAUUGAGAAAAGACGGGGGCCAAGCACUGACCCCACAGAUAGGUAAUAUGAUUUGGGUACUUCUCCUCUCUAUGGGACUCCAAAAGAUCUCCCUUUGAGGUAGGACUUGAACCACUGGAGGGCAGACCCAGAGAGACCAAGUUCAAUGAGUGUGGAGAGGCGGAUUUGGUGGUUCACUGUGUCAAAUGUAGCAGACAUAUUCAGCAGUAAUGAAACUGAGGACUGACCAGCAGCUCGAGCCAAACACAGUGAUUCUAUUACAGGCAGAUGAGCUGUUUCAGCGGCCAGACUAAUUUGGAUCAAGCAGGUUGUUGUUGUGCAAGAAGUGGGAAACCUGAUCAAAUGCAAGGAAAGGCAGAAGUAAAACGGGCCUGUAAUUAUCCACCUGAGCUGGAUUGAGACUGGAUUUUUCAAGCCACGUGCAGGGGGAGUCUGCUUUUAAUGCUGUGGGGACAACCCCACAUAACAAUGAGGAGUUUAUAAUCUGGGUUAUUGCAGGAUUGAGCUGAGAGGUAAGCAAAAGGUUCACUCGGGUUGGGUCCAGUGAACACAGGUCAUGGGCCUUGAGUCAAGCAGAAGCCUAGUGACUUCCUCCUCAGUCAGCAAGGGACCUCUUUUUGGAAGCUGCAAGCAGAGCUGGUUAAGAACUGGUUGCUGAUGGUGGAAACCUCAUCAGUGAAAUUCGAGGUAGUGAGGUGGAGGGAUUGGGAGCAGGUGGUGGGAGGAGAGAGUUCAACACACAGGUUUUGCCUUGAUAGACUACCAUCAUGGCAGAUUUGAGAGAGGAUGGAAACACAUCGCCAACCGAGUCAUAUCACUGCCCAGAUGUUCCCCACCUUCUUUUUGACACACUGAACCCUGCUCUUGGCUCUCUCUCAUUACCUUAGUGAGCCGUGGACUAGGAGGGUGUUAGCGGCCAGGCUUUCCUCUGAGAGGACAGAGUUGAUCAAGAAAAGAGGCCAGUGAGGAGCAGGGUGUGUCUGUUACCUUGUUAACAGAGUGUACAGAACUUGCUAUUAGGCAAGGCAGCCAAGACCUUAUUAGCCAGCUGGGUUGAAAUAAAGGGACUGAUACUCAAAUAAAGGGAUUAUAAUAUUAUGUUGUUGACAAAUCUGCCCCCUCCUUUAACCAAUAAGCAGAGUUGAGCAGGAAGAGAGAGAGAAAGAGUAUAUAAAAACACACUUAUUUUAAGUAAACUGAAUUAUUAGAGUAUACACAGAUCAAAAUGCCGUUCUGCCGACAGGUCAUUUACUGACUCAAGGACUGUUUUCUGUGGUAAUGGCAAGUAGGGCUGGGCGCUAAAACGAUAAGGAUAUAUAUUGAAAAUUAAUGUCCCUCGAUAUCGAUUUGAAACAUGGUCAAUAUGCUUUUCAAUAGUCGGCAUUCUGCCACGUUUUGGUAGACUAUAGGAAUACCUAAUGAACAUGAAUGAAAUGAAUAAAUGGAUGACACAAAGAUCUCACAGAUGCUGUAGCUUAUUGUAUUGCAAAAGACAAGCUACUAAUAAGCACUUUUAAAUUUCAUUUAAGAGUACCAGGGAACAUUUAAGAUUGACAGGUGAUUUUUUUUAUAUUGUGAUAUAUAUAUCGAUAUCGACUGAUAUGAAAAAACAUAUAUCGUGAUAAACUUUUUCCCAUAUUGCCCAGCCCAAAUGGCAAGUCAGUGUGUUUUGGUUAGUGGAUAGGUUUGAUGUUGAUCUCACAGCUGGAGCUCCACAAUACAUCGUGACCUCAAGAUGGCAGCAUUUUGUCUCACUUUAGGUGUGUCAUCCAUCCAUUUGUACAGUCAAUGGGUUGAUCAAAGAAACAAGGUGAGGCACAUCAGGGCUGCUCAGUGACCAUGCUAACUAACCCAUGUGCUUUUUUUUCUCUCAUUCUUCCUUGCAGUCUUGUUGACCUUUGUUAACUGCUACAGUGUGAAGGCGGCUACCAGAGUACAGGACUUCUUUGCAGCAGCCAAGCUCCUGGCACUUGGACUCAUCAUCAUCAUCGGCUUCGUCCAAAUUGGCAAAGGUGUGAUAAGCAAACACGAUUGCACGCCGUACUUUCAUAAUGUCUGUGCCAAUGCUUUGCACUGUCCCAUGAACACUGUGAACAUUUCACAACUCAUUUGAAGAGUGAAAUGCCAUUCAACAAAUAAUGACAGAUGUCAGAAUUCAUGACAACCUUGACAUCAAACUCUUUACUUGUUAGAUGGUGUAUUAAUAUAAAGAUAAUAAUUAUGAUAAAAGUAAAAACACUUUUGAGGGAAAAGAUUAAAUGCCCUUAAAGAUAUUCCUGCUACACAAUACAUGUGGACGUUUAUUCUGAGGAGUUUGUUAGUUUGUUAUUGAAUGGACUGAGAUUUAGUAGAGCAACAGUUUGUGCUAAUGUUCAAUCACACAGUGGAGACUUGCAGUAUUAUAGACAGACACGUGUGUUUACACUGAUGUUAAGUGGAACACAAAUCCAUGUCAUGGCAGGAUCUAACACUGUUGACAAUAUCAAUAUUGUGCUGCAGAUUACCUCCCUAACAAUGUAAUCAUCAGCAGUCAUUAGGUUUUAAUACCAACAGUCAAUAAUACUAAUACUGUCAUAUUAAUAGUUUAAUAUUAGUUAAGGGUGUGAAAUUAUCCACCUGUGAUGUUGAGGUGUUUGUGAUUUUUUUCCUUUGUAUCAUUAUAUCAGAAGUGAACAACAAACACAGGACCCCACUGGCCGAGUGAUUCUGGCAUAUUCGACAUGUGCAUAAGCUUUUAUCUUUGUUGCAGUGGUUGCUCUCUGCCCUCUCUACUAUUCCAUUUUUUUCUCCCUUUUCAGCUGUGUAGCUGGUAUGAACAAAAAUACCCCCUCACCUUUACUCCAGCCCAAAAAAGAAAAAAGAAGUGAAGAAACACUUUCACAGGAAGACUCGCCCUCUGUCGUAAUUUGUAGAAAGCUUUUCCACUCUUUAAAUGAGUUGUUCAAAUGCCAACUCUCAAAUCUGUGUGAGGAUCCAAACUGUUGUAUUGUAGCUCCCAGAAUGUCUCUAACCAGAGUUAUUAGUUUUACAAAUGCAUACAAGCCUAAUUUGUUGAAAAAGAUUUUCUGUUGAUCCGUUAUUGCCCCAGAUAAUCAAAUUAGAGCUGUUAAUCUAGACCAAAUAGCAGGCGCAGGCUACAAAUAAUUCAGUUAACUCUGUAGAGGAGGACAAAAUGGCCUUUUCCUUUCAUUUUUCCUGUAACUUAAUCCACACAAACAAAAGCCAAACCUAUAAUAACUGUUUGGGGUUGUAACCGCUGUAAUGCUUCUUUGUUUGUUUGGUUUGUUUGAAGUUCUUUAGUCAGUACUGUUGAAAGUGGGAUUUUCUCUCAAACUUCAUUUAAGCUCACAGCUCUAAUUUAAUCAUAGAAAACGGCUUUGUAUCCUCUAAUAUCUGUUUUCGUUGGUAUUUUAGCUUAUCUAGAUUGAGACAGGAACUGAGCGUGUUGCUUUUUUUCUUUCUAACUCGCGUCUGUCCUUGCAGCAAUUCCACCACCUGAUUCAGCUGCACACUCUGGCUGCUAUUUUGGGCCUUUUUGAGUAUAAACUUUUUUUUUUUUAUAACAAUCAGAAAAAAAAUGAGAAACAGAGGUCUGACAUGUAAGAAUAAAGAAAGAACAACAAUCCAGCAGUUAUACAUUUGUUUCUAAAUGUUGAAUCUUUUUUUUUUUAUGUCACUGGCAUCAUUUUCACAAUUGGGAUUCACAUGACCAGCAAUAAUGUCAUUUCUCAUAUUCAAUAUAAUUAGAAUAAAGAGACUAUAGGCUUUCAAUGUUUAAAUGAGAGUUUAUUUUUUGUUUGGAUUUUACACAGCGUCUCAACUUUUUGGGAAAUCAGGUUGUACAUGCAAGGCACCAAGGACCCCCCAAAACCACUGUGGUUCUGAUAAUGGGGUCUUGGGAUGUUGUGGUUGAAAAACAGCUUGCAGGCCCUUUAUUCACAUAGACAGUGCAGUUAUUGGGCCCCCACAUUAGAGAGAGGAUUAGGUCUAACCCUCCUAGUCCCAACACUGCUCCAGGCUGUUGGUUUAGCAACCGUCACUGUGUCUGAGAAUGUAUGUGCAUGUUGUGGAGAGCAGCUUCACCAGGAAUGUGGCACAGAGCCCCCUCAAACAAGCAGCUGUCUGGGGAUCAGAGGUGAAGGGCUGCAACCAGCUUGUCAAAUUGUAACAAGGGCUGAUCAAACGAAGUGAAAUAGAAAUUAGCUCCAUUAAUGAACUUUUGUGGCCCUCUCUGGGAAAAAUGCAAUACACCACCGAUGGUUCCUUGCAUGUCUCUCCCAUCUUGCAGCCCCCAUUUUUUCAUCAGAGGCCUGAUCCAACCAUGCCUCAGGUUAAUCUACAGAGACAAGCCACUGUCUGGGUCAUUUAUUGACUGUCUCAGCCUGUCUGAACUCCACUGCAUUCUGCAGGCUCAAUCCUCUAUGCACUGAAAACUGAUUUUAAAUGAAUAUUUGAAUGUUUGUCCGUCUCUCUCUCUCUCUCUCUCUCCCUCUCUCUCUCUCUCUCUCUCUCUCUCUCUGUGAGUGUCAGGCUCAUGAAGGUCAUUGUUUCUUUUGUUGCUGGUUUGUAUCACAUACAAACUAAAAUGCAGUGCAGUAAUGCGGGCACAGACAUAUGUUUAUACUGUUGUUUCUGUUUUUACUGUUGUUCUCCAGGUAGCACAGAUGGCCUCCUUCCAGAGAAUUCGUUCGAGGGUUCCAAAUAUGAGUUUGGGAGCAUUGGCUUGGCGCUUUACAGCGGCCUCUUUGCCUAUGGGGGCUGGUGAGUUGACACAUUGACUCAACAUUUGGGAUCAGUCCUGCUGAGUCAAUAACCACUCAUGUUGACAAAGAUGGACUUAAACAUAAGAAACUAAUGUCUACGACCUUGAUGACUGACUGACCUUUUACUGAGUUAAUAUUAUGCUGUCAAUCAUCAUCAAAAACUCACAUUAAUUAACAACCAUAUUGACUGUUUAGUACACAUUUUUUCCAUAUCCCCAUUUUCUCUAAUCACUGCCCUCCCUGCAUGCAGGAACUACUUGAAUUUUGUUACUGAAGAGAUGAUUGAUCCUUUCAAGUGAGUAUUAAUGAGUGACCCGUAUGCUUGUACAAAAAAACACUGAAUUGUUGUGGUAGUCUAUGGUGGUAACCAAUGACGAUUGUUGCCUCUUCCUCAGAAACCUUCCUCGAGCCAUCAUCAUCUCGUUGCCCAUCGUAACCAUAGUUUACGUCCUGACCAACCUGGCCUACUUCACCACUCUCUCACCUGAGCAAAUGCUUGGAUCUGAAGCUGUGGCUGUGGUGAGUGAACUCAAUGGACUUCUUGAAUAUUUGUCUGUUUAAUUUCCAACCCUCUUUAUUUUCUUAACUCAACCAAACCCUUAAAUGUCAGUGUAACUUAAGAACUAACAAAGGUCAUUUGAAUGGAAGGUUUAUAGUGUUAAACCAAUUGCCUAGAGCAACUUCUGUGGAGAAACCCGGAUCUCCUGUCUGCUUUGGUAACAAUAUACUGCACUCUAACUCACUACUUAUGAACUCACAGUGUAAUAAUCUGCCAUGGUCUUAAAAAGCACAAAAGUGAAACUGUGGUAGCAUGCUUGAUGAUCAAGCUGUCAGACCACCCAUGAACAGGUGCUCUUGCUAUGACCAGUUAAGAAAUGAUUAUUUAUUACCACUCACACAUUUGAAGCAGAAGCAUAGCAAAGCAGUGUGGCUCCAAAUGGGGCAUGAGCCUGAGGUCCUUCCCUUUUGUACAUUUACACCAGUUUUAAGGGAGAUACUAUGUGCAUUCUUAUGACACUUCAUGUUCACUUGAUCAGCUCACCACCUCUUUUUAAAUCAACUAGACCCUGAUACUGUAAAUUUGAUUUUGACUUCUCAUGUCUGUGCUUUAUGUCUCACUGUUCUGCAGGAUUUUGGUAACCACCACCUUGGUCCAAUGGCGUGGAUUAUCCCAGUGUUUGUAGGACUGUCCUGCUUCGGAUCAGUUAAUGGUUCUCUGUUUACAUCUUCUCGGUAAAAACAAGUGCAUGCAGACCCUCAGACGGCGAACAUGAACAUUUAGACAAAUGAAAGUGUGUUUAGACUUUCCAACCAUAUUUGUUUAUCUGUAAAAUCUCAGCAUAACAACUCUUCAUCAGGAGAGUUACAAAGUUUAUUCUUAAGAACCCUUUAUUCUUUACUAGUUAGCAUUUACAGUUUGCCUUUCCCUCUCAGGUUAUUUUUUGUAGGUUCUCGAGAAGGUCACCUGCCCAGCCUGCUGUCAAUGAUCCACCCCACCCUGCUGACACCGCUACCUUCACUUAUAUUCACUGUAAGUAGUCCUCAAAAGACAGAUCUAUUGAAAUGACCAAGUGAGAAUGAUCUACCCACUAUAAAAAUGCUUUUCGGAGGGAAUGCAGUGCCGUAGUUUUUAUGAACAGUCUGAAAAUGCCUCUCCACAUUUCCCCCCUUCGGUAUAGCGAUGGUAGACUGACAGAUGAGGCAAACACACUUUGAAAAUGACAUAGUGGGAAAAAAAUUCCUCCUCCCACUCCAUAUGGAAGUGGUAGGUUUUUGGCUUUGUACUUGGUCCAGCUCCCCCACUCAAUUUUAUUCACUUUCUUACUCGCUAGAGUUUUGCAGCACUUAGUGCCAUUGUUUGUGCAUGCGCAGUGCCGCAUGUGUCAGAGAAGGUCAGAUAGGAUGCUGCCCUGUGUGUCAAUCAAGUGACAAAUUUCAUUGUGGGGACAGAUGAUAUGCUGACGUCUACUUUUUUUUUUUUUUAAUGCCAUACGAUCUACUCACGCUACCUUUGCGAUUGACCAGUCGAUUGUGAUUGCCGUAAUGGGCACCCCUGGAAUAGAGUAUAAACCAAAAUUAAUCAAACUCUUAGUAAUAGGAUGAAUGGCCUCUUUGUGCCACUACUGUCAGUGUCUGUAACAGCUCUAGCAUCAGGUUGCAUGGUUGAAAUUUAACGGCAGUAUAAAUCUUAAUUUUUCAAGUGUGUUGACUUCAUCAUUUCUUGUCUUGUGUUGCAUGUCUAAUGUCCUCUCUCUCACUCCCUCUAGUGCCUCAUGACACUCCUGUAUGCUUUCUCCAAUGACAUCUUCUCGGUCAUAAACUUCUUCAGCUUCUUCAACUGGCUCUGCAUUGCCAUGGCAAUUGUUGGGAUGAUGUGGCUUCGUUAUAAGAAGCCAGAGCUGGAGCGACCAAUCAAAGUAAGCCUGCUCAAUGCAAUCAACUAAGCAAAGCAUGAAAGAGGGUAGAGCUACUGUUGUGGCUCUUUUGAUAUGGCACUUAGAAGACAUGGUCAAACACACACAAACAUUAGGUCACUGGUGGGUAUCGCCAUCCACUCCCACUCAAGAAAGCUUUAGUAGUAAGAAAAAAAACACCUUAUUUUGUGUGACAAAGACUCAAACUGCAAAGCUUAGUUCUAUUAAAAGGGGAAUUCAGGAUACUUGUCAGCUGGCGCUGAGACCUGCUGAGUGGUCUGUGUGUGUACAAAAAGACAGACAAUGUGCUUCCCAAUGAGACCGGCGUCAGCUGCAGAAAUUAUGGACACAGAGUAAACCAUGGCGCUAUUGUUGCACUUAGCUUGCAUGUGAGUCUGUAAGCUUUCAUGUGUACAUUCUGACAGAUGCCCUGACUCCUAUCUGCCUAACAGCCCUUAAACAGAACCUGCCGGUUUGUGCGUGUGUGUGUGUAUGUGUCUGUGUGUGCGUGAGAGAGAGAGUGUCUGUCUGAGUUUGUGUGUUUGUGUGCGUGAGUGGUGGGGGACAGUGGUAGCACUGUCUCACUGCUGCCCUCGCUCUCUCUCUUUCACUUUCCCACUCUGUCUUUCUCCUUUCUUUGUCUGUCACAUUCCUGCUGUUCAACAGAUUCAGAGCAGAGUGGCAGGAGAAUUGCACAGUAAACCAUGUCUUUGGUGGACAGAUACUGUAUGUCAAUGAAACCUUUGUGUGGCAUUCAUUCUACUUGGCCAAAAGUAGGUGGUCGUCUUCACAUACUGAUCAUAAAUGAUUGUUGGGCAUUAUUGGACUCCUAAAACACUUAUUACCCUUCAGAGUGCAUUGUCCACCAGAUUCUUUAUGGCUUUGGGGAUUUGCUCCCAGUCAGUCACAAAGGCAUUUGUCAGGUCCGACAAUACCGUACAAAAGAGAGAGAGAAAACCUUAGGGACUAAUGAACCAAAGGUGCUUUUCAACAGCAGGAACUAGGGUCUAAAUUUAGUACUGGGAUAGUAGAUUUACCCCUUGAAAAGCCCCUGCUCAGAGGGUAGUACUUUUUAAUGGCCCAUGGAUUUUGAAAGGCUCAUUUACAUAAAAAAAAACAAAACAGGUUGAUUAUUUGCAUGGGGAGUACUGGUAGCAUUUAUGUACAUACUUCCCAUCUCAGGGAUGCUUUUGGCUGUUUGAACAGUUUAAGGGUUUAGACUGUCUUUUUGACAUUAUAAACCACUGUACAAUUUACAUACAGACAGCAGCUGAGCAGACAGAAGGUGUAACAGAUUGAGGUGCCAAAGGCCAACAGUACAAGAGCAAAUAUUCCCAGUAACUAGAACUGUAAUCAAUCAAAGAAAUUCGACUAAAACCCUGAAAGUUUCGCCCAAAAAUCGACAAUCGGGUUGGGGGGGUUCCAACUCUGACGGCAAACCUGGAGUGGGGGAUGACGUGGCUUGGUGGAGUGUGGCUCGGUGGUGUGAAAAUAUACUGAUAUCUGCACUAUGAAAUAAAACAAUAAAACAAAAGAAAUAAGCAUUGCACAAUAAAAACAAAUAUUCAGCAAACCACAGGACGUUGAUUAACGUCAACGCUCUCCAAUCUCCCUGUCUCCAGCCGGUCUCCAGUGGGUUGGGCGUAUCCAGAAUAGUGAAAAACAAGGAGUGUGCUCUGAGACAGGCUGUUACCUGUGAAACGGGGUGCUCUGAAAACACUCCCAUUAGCACUUGGUACAUUCCUCCUGAUGAAAUUAACCAUAGACUGUAAAUUGACGCUGAAAAAAAUGGAAUCGACCAGUCAGAAUUUUGGUCGACUCGGCACGUAUCGACCAAUAAGUUGACUGGUGGACUAGGACUUUACAGCCCUACCAGUAACCUGAGGAUAGUUUUUAAUCAUAUGGGAGAUUUCUGACGACUUUUUCUAUAAGAAAAAGUUCAGCAGAGACUCCACAAAGAGCUGUGUGAGUAACUUAACCCCCCCCAUGCCAUCCCUGGGUGUGGUUGGCUUGAUUUGUAUUAUUUCCCCCAAACUUCAGCACCUGAUUGUAGCUGAUGGUCUUGAUGUUCUCCUCCUGCAGGUUAAUAUCCUACUGCCUUUGAGCUUUGUGCUGGCCUGCCUCUUCCUCAUCAUUGUCUCCAUUUGGAAAACUCCCAAAGAGUGUGCCAUUGGUUUUGGUAUCAUUGCCACUGGAGUCCCUGUCUACUUUUUUGGUGUGUGGUGGAAGGACAAGCCCAAGUGGCUGCUUAAUGGGAUCUGUGAGUAUAAUACCCUAACGCCUUCACCUGCUCCUGAGAUGAAUCUGCCACACGUCAUCAGUCAUUGUUACUUCUUUGUGUGUCUCACAGUCUCAACAACAGCCAUGUGUCAGAAAGUGAUGGAGGUGGUGCCGCAGGAGUCCUAAAAGGCUGUGCCCAACUCUUCACCCAGUGGCUCAUUGAAGUCAAUUCGGGUUUUGCCAAGGGGUGACCUCUGGGUACUGAUGUCACAUCUCUUUCCAUCUUCCCACACACUCAAAUACAAACACACACACCCACACACACAUGCACACCCUGUCUGCAGGGUGGUGAUAAGGACCUGAUAAAAAUGCAAAUGUCUGAUGCUACUGCGUUCGAGUGGGAUCAAAUGUUUCCUUUUCUGUUUCUUGAAAUGAACAUUUGGGGUUUUUUCAUUCGAGUAUGACCUUUUUACUUUGGACUAACUUUUCCUUUGUAGGCCGUUAAUUGUUGAGUUUUUUACUGUGUAUUUAAAUGAUAGUUUUUAUUGGCACCAUGUCUUUCAGGAUGAUGUUAAUGUAAUAUGACCUCUCUCAUCAUAACCCUGCAUCAAGUCAAUCGUGCCUUAUCUGACAAAUGAAGGUCAGCUGUGUGUACAACAGGUACCAGUGAUGUCUGAGGCUGCUUGCAGCUUUGACUCUGACCUGCAGAAUGCUUUAAACAGAACUCUCUCGAUCCUCAAACCAUGACAACCAACUACUUAAAGUCCUGCAAGCAUCAGCUGGCAUUUCCUGACACAUUUUAUUUUCAUGGUCAGUUUAAAAUUGUGGCUAAAAAACGUUGACACAUUGGGUCUUGCAGUCAUUACUGUUGUCUUGCAUUCUGAGCUAAAGGCCUUUUGUGGUCUGGUUUAAUUGCUUGUUGAUGGACAGUGUUGCAUGUGUGUCAUGCAAUGACAUUUACCAUCCAGUGUUCAUCUGCUGAGUUUAAGCUCUACUUUUCCAUUAGUUUGUGGUUAAAGAUCUUGUCGAGUUCAGAGGGUUUUCCAUUUUCUCUGUCUUCAGAUUUAAAAUCAUUAAAUUGGUUAAAAAUGAAAAAUAAAAAUUGGUAAUAUUUCUCAAUUGCCUUGCUAAAUGAAGACUUCUGAAAAAGGACUUAAGACAGAUGGACAGAAGCUAAAGUUUAUGUUCAAAACCUUGUUUUCUUUCAAACUAUUACAUGCUGAAGUCUUAGUAGAUGUGAGCGCACUGGGUAUAUUCUACUGAUCUCACUUUGCAGAGUUGAUGGGUAUUUGAGUCAAAAUCCUUUCUAAGUUGGGUUUUGUUUUAUCCAUCAUGGCAAUAUGUUUUGUAUCUGUAUGUUAAAUUAUGUUUUGACUAGAUUGAAGAGAAAGUUUGUUUUUGUCCGAUUGUAUGAGGUACUUCUCAGAAUUAAGUGUAUUCCCCGCAGAGGGGAUCCCAUACGGCUUGGUGCCAUUUUAGAGAAACUGGCCAGAGACCUGGAUUGGAAGCGAGGUCUUGAACUUCCACAGAUGGGGCCAACUCUACCUUGUAAUUCAGCUUAUUUUAAACACGCACCCAAAUCAUGAUGGCAGUCUAUUGGUAAGCUCUAUUUUUGAAAAAUUUCAGUGCUUCACUUUGCUGUUUGUUGCCUUAUUUGUUUUUGCACAACAGGACACAUAUGUUCUUUUACCAUUGCAGCACUUCUGUGGAUAUAACUUUUGUAUUUCAGUUUUACACAGUUUUAAGGAAACAGUUUAUUCUAAAGAUGUUAACAGAUUGUGUGGACCAUGGGUUGUGUUAGUAUGAAAUAAAAACAAACAGGGAAAGCAGACCACUUACUCAGCAGACAAUGACUUUCCUUUUUUAUUAACUUUGUCUGAAAAUUGAAGAAAAUGUGAAAGUCCCCCCCCCAUUCUCUCUCUCUCUCUCUCUCUCUCUCUCUCGACAGCAGAGUAAAGCACUGAAAAUGUUCAAAAUCGGGCAUGCGCUUACAUUUAUAUCAGUGAUUGAGUUGGAGUCUCUUAAAGCCUAGCCUCUGUUCUAGUUCUGUGGCCUGUUUAUUAAACAUAAGGGAAACGAUAGCUGCUAUUUCCUCAUGAGAAAUACACUUAGUACUAACAAGUACUUCUUCAGACACCCCCUUUGAAAAACUUUCCCUUCAAAGUUGAGUCAAAAUAUGAUUUUGUUCUCCUGCUGAUUAUUCCUUAGGUCAGAGGUCUCAUUCUCAGUCUGGGAGUGAGAUCAACAUCUCAACAUACUGAGCCUGUUUAGCAAAAUGCUGUUUACAGUCAAUCACACUGAGAGACAAGCGACAACAGCAAAAAAGCCAUGUGACUAUAUUACUUUGUGAUGGUUGACUGAUAUAGAUUUAAAAAGCUGAAGCUGAUCAGGGAAGAACAGUUUGGCAAACAGCAGUUAUGGGGUCGGUGUAAUGAAGAUAGUUUCCCCCACAUCAGCACUUUUUGAAAUUGAAUUGUGUUUUUACAAGAGUGCUUUCAUGUGAUCUAACAUACAAGGUUAUCUUUUAUGGCAACAUGUUGUAGAUGGAUUCUUUACUGGUUUAGGAAAUAGUAAAAAUGCUAAAGUUCUGAUACCAGAAAAUGUCUAAUAUUUAUAUCAGAAGUAACACUAAACUGAAUUUUUCUGUGCUUUGUAUCAGAAUCUACGAACAUUAGCCAGUAACUUCCUUAAUGUUGCCAUUUAAAAUGGGGGGAAAGUGUUAUAAUUUAAAGAAGAUUAUUGACCUUAUGGAUGCUAAUGCUAAUAUGAUGCUAAUUAUUUUACAAUGUCCGUGCUCUGCACGACUAAUCAGCCAACUGAUGUAUCAGUCUAUCUUCACUACAACGUCAGGUUAGAGCAGUACCUUCGACACACUUCUUUGUCAGUAGGUGCCCUUGCUGUGUGUGGAUGGAUGAGUGAGAAUAUUUGUGUGUGUGUGCUUGUACAUAUGUGUGUUAACCAUGCAUGUGAGUCCUGUAUCUGGAUUGAUUGGGUGAAAAGGACAAAAAAGGAUCUACAAGUAGGUAGACAACCAUUUUUCAGUCCAUAGCAGAAAUGGAAAUGAAGAGUUUUUUUUUUUUAAUAGUAAAGCAAGUGUUCCAUUUUUCGAAUAAUAGUGUGAACUGAUAGUUUUUAUUUUUCAUUUUUGUCCUCUGUUUUUUCUUUUCCUGUUCACGAAACUGAUCAUAACCAUUAAAAUACAUUUUAACAAAAUAAAUAACUCUUCACUUGGCAAUGGACCAAAAGUAUACGUUACCCUGGCAACAUUGUUUCCUUGUGGGAUGGAGGAAGGGUUAAUGUGUAUGUUAUAGAAGUAAACCUUUACUAACACUCCAGACAUCAAUCAGCUGAUGGAAAACUAACCCUGAAUAAGACUGUAGAAAGUUUACUUUUUCUUUAUUUUUAGGAAACUUUGUUGUUUUGUAGUUCCUUUUUUGUUUACAGGACAUUUUGUGAAAAGUGCUUUACAAAAUCAAUAAAUUUAGAGGUUUUCAUCUGGUGCAUUUGGUUUGUGUUUUCUUUUCUUUCAUUGUGUGUGUCAUCCCCUUUUUUCUUAGCAGCUAAAAUACCCUACAAAGUAAAUGUUUUAUGCUAAAAAGUGUAGUCAGUAUUCAGGAACUUGAAUUAGGGUAAUCUGGAAUUUUAUUUGUUUAUUGAUACUGCUAAUAUGCUUGUUAAAUAAUUGAAUUUCCCCUCGCGGAUAGAUAAAGUCCUUACCUUAUCCUAAAUUCGUAUGAGGAACAACCACAGGGUAUGUAAAAAACCCACAGAGAACUCUCAACUGGACAAAUACAGUUAGCAAACAUGGUAAGCACACUUUAGCAAUAAGCUGCUAACAGACAAGAUAUUUUCUUUAUAAAAAAAUUUAACUAUCAGGAUUAUCAGAAAAACAAUCGUCAUGCAGAUAGAGCAAUAACUUUUAACCGGUUACUUAUUUUCACUGAGAUAAUUAGCAAAAUGAAACCGUCUUCAUGUUCACUUGGUAUCUUACCAACAAACUUCCUAAAAGAAAUAUAUGGAUCUGUCAUUCCAUAUAAUCUAACUAUAAUCAAGUCUCAGAAAACACAUCUCUUAGUGUUGCUGUUGGGAACUUUUCUUGUGGGGUGCCUCAGGGGUCAGUUCUGGGACCAUUCUGUUUUCAGUUUAUAGUUGCCCCUUGGACAUGUGAUCUGUAGACACAACACUUUUAUGCAGAUGACACACUCCUGUACCUUUCUCUUAACUGUAACGACCGGGAUCACAUCUUUCUAACUGUAUAACUGACUUUAAAAACUGGAUGGCCCACAACU